AUGGCAUUGAAAUGGGUGGUCUGGCUUCUUCUCCUUCCCCUCGAGGAAUACGCCCGUCGAACGUACAUCUCCGAGAAUGCGCUCUUGCCUGGCCAGGUCCAUGCGUACUUCGCAGGCAGCGAACAGAAUAUCUUCCGCGGGUAUAAAAGGGAACUCGAAAGUUUGUUGGAUUCUGGGAACCAGGAAGGUCAGGAGACGAAGGAUAGUGAAUUGACACCAGUAAUCUCGGAUCAGAUACAGUCGAUGUUGCGAGAGGCCGGGUUGAAAGUUGCGACGCAGAAGUACGAGUACACUUCUUCUGGUAUCACGCAUGAGGGACAGAAUGUCUACGCUAUCAUCCAUGCGCCGCGGGGCGACGCGACAGAGGCGAUUGUACUGGUGGCUGCUUGGAAGACUGCUGAUGGAGAGUUGAACCUGAAUGGAGUCAGCCUUGCUCUGACGCUGGCAAGAUACUUUAAACGUUGGUCUCUGUGGUCCAAAGAUAUCAUCUUUUUGUUUCCACCAGACAGCAAAUCCGGAACACAGGCGUGGAUCGAUGCGUAUCACGACAUGCAAACGUCCUCAGUCCAGCCUCUGCCACUGAAGAGCGGUGCCCUACAGGGAGGACUCGUUAUAGAAUACCCCUUCGACCAUCGAUUCGAGUCUUUACAUAUCGUCUACGAUGGUGUCAACGGGCAACUGCCCAAUUUGGAUUUAUUCAACACAGCGAUUUCGAUCGCCGGGGGGCAGAUGGGAAUUGGAACCAGCCUGCAGGAAAUGUGGGAGCAUGACGAUAGCUAUCAAAAGCGGCUGCAGACAAUCAUCAGGGGUAUGGUCAAGCAGGGCCUCGGACACGCUACUGGGGCACAUAGUAGCUUCAUGCCGUACCACAUUGAUGCAAUCACUCUGCAAACGAAGGGAGAUGGCUGGCAAGACGAGAUGGCUCUGGGCCGAACUGUGGAGAGUCUCUGUCGCAGUCUUAACAACCUGCUCGAACACCUUCACCAGAGUUUCUUCUUCUAUUUGCUGAUGCAUACCAAUCGCUUCGUCAGUAUAGGUACUUACCUUCCAAGUGCGAUGCUGAUUGCUGGAAACUUCACCAUCAUGGCGAUUGCUUUGUGGAUGCGUACGGGCUAUUAUAUGCACGCUCAGGCGACCUCUACCACGAAAGGAGAAGGUCACCAGGAUAAGACGAUUCUGGUCGAUCAACCAACAAGUGCGGAGAUAAAUGGCGAUAUGAAAGACGCAAAUCCCAAGGAACUACCAAGUCCUGGCAGUGUCCUGGAGCGACAGUUAGCGCUCCCGCUCACCCUAGUUAUCGGGCUACACCUGCUCGGCCUGGUCCCGCUUUUCAUCUUCAAUAACAUUCAUCACAAGUUCGCAAAGACUUCUAACAACCAACAGUACUAUACGACCGCGACCUACACUUGCCUUGGAGCCGGGGUCAUCCUCCCCCUCAUCAUGUCAGCCCUCUUGAACCGUGGGUUCUCUUCUCCUCCGACAAUUCAGCAAUAUCUCUUGACUAAAUCCUUCUCCCUCCUUCUCCUCGGCCUGUUCCUCUCUACCCUUGCCACUUUGAACUUCUCUCUCUCUUUCAUGGUUGGCCUACUCUGCGCACCACUUACUUUCGUCAAGCGCAUCAAUCCCCAGACGAAAGCCGCUCUGCGGUACCCCGUCGCGAUACUUGGUUUGCUAGCCUUGAAUGUCCUUUCUCCUCCUGCGGUUCUCAUUGGGGCAUGUUGGUACGCAGGCAUGUCCGUUGAGUCAGUUCUGACUCAAGCAGCAUUCGGAUGGAAUGUCUGGGGUAUGUGGACACAGGUGGUCGUGUGGUGUGUCUGGUGGCCUGCUUGGGUGGUUGGAUGUGUCUUACUAGGAUCGUCUCUUCUUUGA
Aspergillus fumigatus Af293 is the source of this 1869-nucleotide messenger RNA. The record is from RefSeq and is a predicted model, not a curated record. NCBI's taxonomy places the organism in Eukaryota, Fungi, Ascomycota, Eurotiomycetes, Eurotiales, Aspergillaceae.